This is a messenger RNA of Poeciliopsis prolifica (blackstripe livebearer), 2422 nucleotides long. RefSeq names its product solute carrier family 25 member 55a (gene slc25a55a). Gene Ontology annotation, molecular function: L-glutamate transmembrane transporter activity; L-aspartate transmembrane transporter activity. The transcript is spliced from 8 exons. Bases 731 to 1597 code for a protein of 288 amino acids. Gene Ontology annotation, biological process: aspartate transmembrane transport; malate-aspartate shuttle; L-glutamate transmembrane transport. NCBI's taxonomy places the organism in Eukaryota, Metazoa, Chordata, Actinopteri, Cyprinodontiformes, Poeciliidae. The record is from RefSeq and is a predicted model, not a curated record.
GGUUACAGAACCAAAGAAGUGGGCAGCAAGUCUACAAGAGCAUGAUGGACUGCCUUGUGAAAACUAUUCGAUCAGAGGGAUACUUUGGAAUGUACAGAGACUUGGGUCCCCCUGGGAUAUUGAAGGCUAGCCGAUAAGGCGCAGCCACGAUGGAGGCAAAUAUUAAUGGUUCUUACGAUAUUGCUCUACUUAAAACUAUAGGUUCAAGUUUUAUGUUUUGCCAUCUGUUCUGUAAUUUGACUUCUUGUCAUUAACUCCUUGCUUGUCUCUUUACUGUCCUGUCAACCUGUCAUUGUGUGUUCUUUCCUUGACUAUAGCAUUCCAGUCUUUGUUUAAUCUUGCAAAUUAAUCUGGUCUGAACUAAAGUUUUUUUUUUACAUAUAUAUUUUAAUACAACAGAUAACUUUGCAAGUUUGUCCAAAGUCUGAAAUAUGGGUCUAGUGUUCAAGUCAGCCUGUCUUGUCACUAACAACUUUUGAUUCAUUUUCUCUGUUGUAGUUGACAUGUUUACAUACUUUAUUUGACUCGUUUUAAAAAGAAAAAAAUUCUCUGUAUUUGACUUUGUUUGUUUCAUUUGUCCCUCCCCCCCAUUCCUUUUCUGUCUUCUUGUCACUGCCUUUAAAACAAUGCUUAUGUGUAAUGUUUUAUGAGAUGAUGUGCUUCGCCAGAGUAAUUGAAACAGCUUUAAGAUGAAUUCUAUUUUAUGAUGUUAUAAAAAUAUUAACAGGCAAUGUUGUUUCUUUGUCAUUGGAAACUCGAUUGUAACAUCAAUGCUAAUUGUGAAUUUGUUUGCUCCUUAGGGGCAGCAGUAAACUUGACUUUGGUUACUCCUGAGAAAGCCAUCAAGCUGGCAGCUAAUGACCUCUUCCGUCAUCACCUUUCCAAGGAGGGAAAAGGCUUAACAGUAUUCAAAGAAAUGCUUGCAGGGUGUGGUGCCGGCAUGUGCCAAGUUAUUGUUACUACCCCCAUGGAAAUGCUUAAAAUCCAGUUACAGGAUGCGGGCAGAAUUGCGGCCCAACAAAAGAAACCAGUGAUGAUGUCUCCCACAAAGCUGGCGGUAACAAACACGGUGCUGAGCCGCUCGUACAACUCUGGCCUUGUGAUGUCUACACCGAAAGCCGUGUCGGCAACACAGAUUGCGAAGGAACUCCUGCAAAAACAGGGCAUCCAGGGCCUGUACAAGGGCCUGGGGGCAACACUGAUGAGGGAUGUACCUUUUUCUAUUGUUUACUUCCCAUUGUUUGCUAACUUGAAUCGACUGGGCAAACCCAGCCCCACAGAGUCAUCGCCCUUUUACUGGGCAUUCUUGUCAGGGUGUGUUGCAGGAUCUACUGCUGCGGUUGCAGUCAACCCUUGUGAUGUGGUGAAGACCAGACUGCAGUCCCUCAACAAAGGAGCAAGUGAAGAGAGCUACAAUGGAAUUAUGGAUUGUGUUAGUAAAAUUAUGAGGAAGGAGGGGCCGUCCGCCUUCCUGAAGGGGGCUGGCUGCCGUGCUCUGGUCAUUGCACCUCUGUUUGGAAUUGCACAGGUCAUGUAUUUUGUUGGUGUUGGUGAAUACAUCCUGGAUAACUAUUCUCCAAGUUUCCUUUCUGUCUGAGCUGCAUCAGCAGGCUAUACUGGCGUAACUACUGGCAGCUACAAUCAGUUUACAGCAGAAGUUUAUUUAUUUUUUAUCAUCUUUAUAGUUUGACAGCUGUGUUGCACUUUGCACACUUUUGUGACUUUGAAACCAACUGAGCCCAUCAUUUGCACUUGAAUCUGUUGACCUUUUUAAGAUAGUGGACUCAGAAUUACUUUAUUCAUGUGUCCUAGUCCCAAAACAUUCAUGUCCGAAUUCCCUCCAUGAGGGAGAGGAACUCACUCAGACCUAGUUUUGUGUUUAGUUUUUCCAUUUUUAAAAAUGUUAUUAUUUACAGGUUAUCUUUUCAUUAUUUUAUAUACAUUUUUCCGUUUGUCUCAUCAUACAGAGCCUUCCACUUAGAAAUAAGAUUUGUGAUGGCUAAAUAUAUGGGGCCCAGUUUAUGCUUUUAUUCUGUAAAUGUGUUUUGUAUUCUGCAAUAAAACAAUAUUUAGCUGUUUUAUUGGAUUAAUUUUGAGCCUUCCUGCUGAUGUGGGACCAUGAUGGUUACCAAACCUUAAAAAGCGUCCUCAUAGAAAGACCUGUUAUUGUUUGCAUGUCCCUUACAAAACUUUAUAUUAUUAUACAUAUUAAGUUUGUGUACAUAAUUGCCCUUCAGACCUCUACAUUUACAGACUUAUAUUACUCUAAGUAUCACUUGAUUAUGUUGUAACAGAGCAGAAUUUCAUUGGGUCCUUGGAGGCAGCGUUUUUGACAUUAAUACUGUGAGAGAUGACUUGUUACAUACUGUCACUGUGAUAGCUUUUUUACACAUUAUAUCUAUUAAAAUGUUCUUUUCAUUCA